Molecule: messenger RNA, 2336 nt
Organism: Dimorphilus gyrociliatus
Lineage: Eukaryota; Metazoa; Annelida; Polychaeta; Dinophilidae
Source: the annotation of a GenBank genome assembly
AGAUGGCGUUUUUCGUCUAAAUAACGAUCUCUGCGUACCUUGAAGUUUUAGCAAAUUUUAUAUUUUUCUCUUUUCAAGAUGGGCAAAAAGCAGCAUCAAAAGGAUAAGCUUUAUUUGACGGCUACUGAAUGGGCAAAUGAGUGGGGAGGAAAGAAAAAGCAGGCCAUUUCUACCGAAUUUAAAAGACUCCCAUACUACUGCUGCAGUUUAUCUAUGCAACCAUUUGAGAACCCAUAUUGUACAACUGAUGGGGUAGUUUAUGACCUGCUCAAUAUCAUGCCGUUCCUAAAACAAUAUGGGAUGAAUCCUGUUUCUGGAGUUAAAAUGACUGCGAAAGACCUUGUUAAAUUAAAUUUUCAUAAGAAUAAAGAUGAUAAAUUUCACUGUCCCGUGACAUUCAAAAUUUUUAAUGAAAACUCCCAUAUUGUUGCCGUAAAACCCACCGGAAAUGUUUAUCUAAUGGAAGCUAUUGAUAAACUCAAUAUAAAGCCUUCAAAUUGGAGGGAUUUGCUUUCAGACGAACCUUUCACAAGAAAAGACGUUAUUACCAUACAAGAUCCCUCUGAUCUAACAAAAUUUAACUAUUCUAUGUAUUUUCAUGUGAAAAAAGGAAUAAAAGCAGAGGAAAAGAACGAUUAUAAGUCUAAUCCUUUAUACAAUCUUAAGUCAAUCAAUCCGGAAACAAGGGACUCCCUUAAAGAGCUGGGAGACGCUUAUCAAGCUCCCGACUCUACAAAAAUGUCAGAAGGAGAUAAAUUUGGUGAUAGAAGUAAAAAGGCAGAUAAAGUUAAUGCUGCUUUAUACUCAACCGGAAGAGUCGCGGCUUCUCUAACUUCCACCGUAAUGGGAGUAGAAACGCAACAAGAGUUUGCAGUAGUCGAUGAAGAUAUAAUUCGGUAUCAGAGAAUUAAGAAGAAAGCUUACCUACGAAUAACUACAAAUUUAGGAAACUUAAAUAUAGAACUUCAUUCAGAUCUUGUUCCUAAAACCUGUGAAAAUUUUUUAAAGCAUUGUAAAUCAGGCUAUUAUGACAACACUAUUUUUCACCGAUCAAUUAGAAACUUUAUGAUUCAAGGCGGUGAUCCAACUGGAAAAGGAACUGGUGGUGAUUCGAUAUGGAACAAGCCGUUUCCCGAUGAGUUUCAUCCCAAACUAAAACAUUCUGGCAGAGGAAUUCUUAGCAUGGCCAACUCAGGAGAAAAUUCAAACAAAUCUCAAUUCUUUAUAACGUUCAGGUCAGCCACUGGCUUAAACGGGAAACAUACUGUUUUUGGAAGGGUUGUUGGAGGGCUUGAUGUUAUUGAUAAGAUGGAAAAGAUUGAAACUGAUAAAAGAGACAAACCAAAAGAAGAGAUAAAAUUUUUGAAAGCGGAAAUAUUUGUUGAUCCUUACGAAGAUGCUGACGAUGAAAUAAGAAAUGAACGAGAAAGUCUAAAGCCUAAGGAAGAAGAAAAGAAAACUGAAAAAAAAUCAGAACCUAAAAGGAAAGUUUACAAAUCUGGCGUUGGAAAAUACAUAAACCCAGCAGUUUUGAAACAUAAAGUGGUAGGAGAAGAAGCAGAAUCAAGUUCUGCAGCAAAAAAAUCCAAAGUUGUUGGAAAAUCUAGUUUUAAUAAUUUUAAUAGUUGUAUGAUAUGGAGUGAUAUGACAAGUUCAUCACCCGCCUUACUUAAAGCAAACGCCGUUGAUCAGGGAGAAGCUAAAUGGCCAACGAAAAAAAUAGUUGUUGUUGGAGAUAAAGGAUCGGGCAAAACAUCUUUAAUCACUCAAUUCUCAAUGGGGCUAUUCUGUCAGAACAUAGAAUGCGUCAAUUCUUCUGAAAGUGAAACCUCAUCCUACGGUAUAAUUGCCAGAGUUGGAGGUCAUUUAGUGAGUGCAACUUUAUGGGAUACUGAUAGUGGAGAUCAAGCUGAAUUUUUGAGGGCACAGUGUUAUAAAGAUGCCGAUUGCGUCAUACUUGUUUUUAGCGUUGUUUGUCUAAAGGUAACGGCUUGUGAUCACAGAUUUAUUGUAAAAUAGUUUUCAACUUUUCUAAAGGCUUUGAAAAGAAUAGAAGAAGAAUGGAUGAAAGAGAUCCAAGAGUACUGUAAAAGAGAUAUACCUAUAAUACUUGUUGGAAAUAAAAUAGAUUUAAGAGACUUAGCAAUAUCAAUUAACAGAAAAGGAGUUAAAGGCCCCAGAUCGAUUUUCCCCAAUGAUAUUCAACGUUUAAAUAAAAGAUUUAAACAGUUGACUUAUUUGGAAUGUUCUGCUCAAUAUUUUAAUAGAGUGAAUGAAAUAUUUGAAACUGCACUAUAUCAUUCAUUAUUUAAGCAGAAAACCACAUUUGUUUGUAA